AUGUUGUGGAUUUGGCUAGCCGGUAUCCUUGGCUUGUUUGGCCAAACGCAUGCUCUAUGGCCCCAGCCCAGUGAAUAUACGCAUGGGAAUAAAACCCUUUGGUUGUCUCCAUCCGCCCAGUUCACCUAUAAUCGAGAUAAUCGGUCUACUGUAUAUACAAGGACGGGCUAUUCAGGAGCUGGCCGGAUGUUCAGGAGCUGGUUCGAUGUGCUGCAAUACCCUCGGGACACCACACAACAAACCCUCGCAAAACCACUACCUAGUGUUGAGCAGUUUGUUGAAGAUGCUAUAAGACGUACCAAGGACGCUAUUUUUGCUAGCAAGUUUGUCCCAUGGAAAUUUUAUCCCCGUCACCAAAAGUUUGAACCUUUAGUAGAUGGUCAACAUUCCACUAUCAAGCAGAUUGUUAUCAAUGAGAGAUCCAUGAAAAGCCGGAAAUGGUUUCCCCGCAACUAUGUUAAUGGAGAUGAAAGCUACCAGAUUAGGAUUUCUGAGGAUGGGGUAGCUCAGAUCUCCUCGACAUCCCCUAUUGGCACUAUUCGUGCCCUUCAAACAUUCCAGCAGCUGUUCUAUCCCCACACUAGUUUAGUGCCUUACACCCCCUUUGCUCCAAUUUCCAUCUCGGAUUUCCCCAAAUGGCAACAUCGUGGACUGAAUCUUGACAUAUCCAGAAACGUAUUUCGACCUGAAGAGGUAAAACGUACUAUUGAUGCAAUGGCAACCGUAAAGCUAAACCGGCUUCAUAUCCACGCUGCCGACUCACAAUCCUGGCCGUUAGAUAUUCCCUCGAUCCCGGAACUAGCAGUCCAGGCGUCAUACCAUCCGAGCCAAAUAUGGUCUGCUGCUGAAUUAGAAACGGUGCAACUAUACGGACUAGAACGCGGGGUCUCAGUAUUCCUCGAGAUUGAUUUGCCUGGCCAUACUGCCGCCGUCGGACAUGCAUUCCCUGAUUUAGUUGCAGCCUUUCAUAAGGAUGACUGGGAGACAUAUGCCGCAGAACCUCCAAGCGGCCAAGUUAAACUGAAUUCCUCUGCCGUACAUCAAUUCCUUGAUCGGCUCCUGGCAGAUAUACUCCCUCGUGUCUCCCCGCUAACAGAAUACUUUCAUACUGGAGGAGAUGAAUUCAACCUCAACACCUACCUUUUGGAGCUUAACCUAGGUUCGAACGAUCGACGAGUCCUAACUCCCCUCCUCAAGAAAAUGGUCACGCGCAUCCAUAACUCACUUCGAAGUUCUGGGCUAUCCCCAAUUGUAUGGGAAGAGCUAAUCCUUGACUGGGAUCUCAACCUGCCUUCUCAGAAAACAGACGGUGAAACUGGCGGAGUCAUCGUACAAGCAUGGCGUAACUCAUCGGCAGUGAAACAUGCCCUCCAAAAAGGGUAUCGGACAAUAUUUGGGUCUGGAGACGCUUGGUACCUUGACUGUGGGGUAGGGACUUUCCUAAAUCCUCGCCCAGGCUCCAAACUUGUCCAAGAUCCGUAUCUUGACUGGUGUUCACCUACAAAGAACUGGAAGCAUAUGUACGUAUAUAACCCUCUACAGGAUAUACCAGCUGAAUUACAGCAUCUUCUUAUUGGAGGCGAAACGCAUAUGUGGUCGGAGCUGGUUGAUCCAGUCAACAUGGACCAGAUGAUCUGGCCUCGCGCGGCCGCAGCCGCAGAAGUCCUUUGGACAGGGCCGAGAUCGCCGGAGAACAUUAAGGAUGCAUCGUAUCGAUUGGCGGAAUGGAGAGAGCGAGCAGUGAUUGAGGUAGGUAUCCGUGCUGCUAUGGUCCAAAUGACAUAUUGUCUCAUGCGGGAAAGCGGGUGUGAGCUUUAA
Molecule: messenger RNA, 1818 nt
Organism: Nannizzia gypsea CBS 118893
Lineage: Eukaryota; Fungi; Ascomycota; Eurotiomycetes; Onygenales; Arthrodermataceae
Product: beta-hexosaminidase subunit beta
Exons: 1
Coding region: 1-1818 (605 amino acids)
Biological process (GO): glycosaminoglycan metabolic process; carbohydrate metabolic process
Cellular component (GO): membrane
Molecular function (GO): beta-N-acetylhexosaminidase activity
Source: RefSeq, a predicted model, not a curated record